AUGCCCCUGAACAACCCAUUUAGGAAUCGUGAUCACGGGGGUAGCCCAACCACCACAGAGCUGGCAGUCCGCUUGGAGCAUCUGGAGCAACUGAUUCAUCCCAACCUCGGUGUUCUGGCAUCCCAUUCGAGCGAAAAUGUACAUGGCGAGCGAGAUCCUGACGCUGUGGCUGCGCCACACCAGGAUUUGCGCUCGGGAGGGACUCGUUCAGGUACUAUCCCAAGGCAGAAAUAUUUGGCACGUGUUCAGCCACCCAGCUUCUCCGGGGAGAUAUCCAUUCAAUAUACCCUUAAUCAGGUGGAGGGUGACUUGGUGAAAUCGGACCGCACAUUCGAGACUGCGAUUGCUCACAGUCCAACUCGACGGUCGACACCGGCCUUAACCCCUGUCCCGUCUUCCCCAGAUGGCGAAGCCACAUCUCGCGUGGCCUCCGAUCUCGAUAAGCUUCUACACAAGCAUGGCAUUGCGGCAGAUAGAGUUCGCUGGGAUGAAUUCCUGCAUACCUUUUGCAACGAGAUUCACACCAUGUAUCCACUCCUUCAUCUCCCGACCCUGUGGCACCGAUACACACAAACAUGGACCACAUGGUCUUUGGGUGAUACGGAGCCAAGUAUGCCGACCGAACGGCACAAACAAUUUGUGGUCGCUCAACUACUGCUUUGUCUCGCCACGGGACGUUGUACUGCGUCGCCUCGCGUUGCUGGUGCAGAGGAUCGACACUCUGCGGGGUGGAGUCUGUAUCGAGCUGCUGCAGAGCUCGUCGGCGAUAUAUUCGAUUGCUUCGAAGAAUGCUCCGAUCAGAUCUUGGUCUUGCAGACGCUAGCUUUGAUGGUCAUUUAUCUGUUUCGCUUGGACAUGAUUAACAAAGCAGAAAAGCUUCUCGCGAUUGCCAUUUCGCACGCUCAUUAUCUGGGGCUUCAUCGGUCCCAGCCUGUUAUGGAAGGGCUGACACCAUCUGAGAUUGAAAUCAAUCGGCGGCUUUGGUGGUGUCUCUAUACCAUGGAUCGCCGACUCGCCAUCGACACAGGACGCCCAUUUCUGAUCCAGGACAUCAACGUAAAUACACCUUUACCGCAGGGCCUACAUGAUGAUUAUCUUUUUUAUCGUCAAGUGGACUCGGCUUUGAGUCUAAUCUCCGCUCCGCAAACACCCAACAGAGCCACCGGCGCAGUGACCCCGAUCCCGUACCUCACUGCAAUGGUGACAUAUUCUCGGGUGCUGGGAAAGGUUUGGGAGGGGAUGUACGGUGCUGAUCCAGUUUUGCAACCCUCUCCUCGGAACAGUCCCCUGCUCCGCGAACACUUCGAGCACUUGAUUUCUCGGGCGCAAAAGGAGAUCCCACCAGAGUUUGUCUACCACCUUUGGCAGCGAGAAUCCCAUCCCAAGCAGCCAGUAGAAUGGCUAGCCAAGCAGCAAACGCUCAUGCGGGUCCGAUGGCUCUCGCUGCGUCUACUCAUCCGUAGGCCCAUGCUUCAAGAGAACACUUCUUCCCCCGCCGACAUUAUUACCGGACUCGACAAUGAACAGAUUUGCGCACAAAUUGCCGGUGACGUGAUCCAAAGGUGCAACGAAAUCUCCGAGGAGCAGACGAUCUUCACGUAUCCUUUCUUUCAUUAUCUACUCAGCGCGGCAAUCAUCUCAAUCGGACUCAUUAUCAAGCAGCCGUCAUACAAGGAUGCGUUUGGCUACAUAACCGUGAAGGCAAUUCAGGUUCUGGAAGCCUACCCUCGUCGAACAUGGGUUUCGGGGAAGUUAAUCCGGAACUUGUCAAAGCUGGGUCACAUCGUACGGCGAGUCAUGGCUAGAGGUGCUCGCUCUUCUCCAGUGGUUCCCGACCAUCAUGGCCCUCCGAAAGGAUUGGCACCUGUCUUGCACAAAUCUUCGGCACCACAUACCGAUAAGCUUCCACCAUCACCUGUACCCAGAAACCCAAUACCUAGUUCGUACCUUCGAUUGAAAACGCCAGCCCACCGGCAUCAUCGCGUGCCAGUACAAUAUAGCAGUGUGACUAGUGGGUCUGAGGUAACAAUAGCGCCGUCAUACAUACAAGCCCCUUUCGACGCGUUGCCGAACCCUGGUAUGACGGAUUGUGAUUACGAGGACCAAUACUUCGCGUACGACAGAAACCCAAGUGGUAACGGAGGGCAUGUUCGAUCGAAUGCCAGGUGCUGCGCACAUGGGCCGCCUCUACGGUCGCACGAAGUUACUACCACCGUCCCGGAAGAGGAUGAUGCCUGCUGGAUGUCGCUAGGUAGUAGGCUGAGACAAUCCCCGCCUACGGAACGAUCGUUCGAGUGUGCAGAUCGGGGAGAAACCGUGGUACAAGAGAUGCAGUGGCUCGAAGCGCUUUUUGGGAGUUACCUCGACUCGAACCUCAUCAUUCGGCCUGGUGAGUGAUUAUGUGGAGGCUGGAUUACUGGGAUUUGCAAAGAUAUUGACCAUGAUUGAUAAGGGCAUAUUCUGCCACUUCAUUCCAGAUGCUCCUUUAAUUACUCUGUCUCUCUCCUUUAUUCCUUG
Aspergillus uvarum CBS 121591 is the source of this 2517-nucleotide messenger RNA. RefSeq names its product fungal specific transcription factor domain-containing protein. Gene Ontology annotation, biological process: DNA-templated transcription; positive regulation of transcription from RNA polymerase II promoter by galactose. Gene Ontology annotation, molecular function: zinc ion binding; DNA-binding transcription factor activity, RNA polymerase II-specific; RNA polymerase II cis-regulatory region sequence-specific DNA binding. Lineage: Eukaryota; Fungi; Ascomycota; Eurotiomycetes; Eurotiales; Aspergillaceae. The coding region runs from base 1 to 2397 and encodes 798 amino acids. The record is from RefSeq and is a predicted model, not a curated record. Gene Ontology annotation, cellular component: nucleus. The transcript is spliced from 3 exons.